CCAGACUCUGCCGAUCCACCGUCAUUCAGGGGGAAUUGAUUGGACGCGUUCCUGACAGCUCCUUAAUUUUUUAAUGAAAUUAACUUCCCUAGGGACACAAAAUGUAGCUUUUAUUGGAGGUGUCUCCUACUAAUCUAUCCUUGACUCUUCAUUGAACAGUGGUCAAUCUCGGUGUGUCUCCGCAUUCCCAUCGACCUCUGAAUUUAACAAAAGCGAUCACAUUACCGGCCAAAAGACUGGAGACUGAUAGCAUCUGCAGAAAGCGUGGAUGUCUUGAGAGGUGACAUCCAACAAAUCAGCCGCAAACAAGGGGCCAUGGGGUUCCAAACUGGAGGUGGAACCGAUGAAGGCGCUUCUCCAUUCUCUCUCCCGGAUGGUGCUUGAUGCAACCCCGUCCGGACCUGUUUCGGUUAACCCUCGUUGGGUCCUAGGUAGCAACAAAACACCUUGCAUGAAGUCAAAUGGAGACUCCUCUUUGCCCCCCCAUACAUGACUGUACAAUAAUAAUUGGAAAUAACCCUAAUUACCGCGGGAAUACAUCCAUACAAUAGCUCAUGUCAAUGCAAGGGGCCGCGGUCCCUGUCCAACCCGCCAUCGCCCCAAAAUGCCAGAUCGAUCUCACUCAUGAAGCCUAUUUCGCCAUACCACGGAAAUAUUCUCCCGAAAAUGAUCGACUUGGUUAUCGCGUUGUGGUUGAUCUCGAUGUUGUUCCGGAUCUGUCAAAUGUUCACAGCAAACUUCAAUGGAAGUAACAGAUCAUUGAAAAUCGAUCCACGGUUCAACACGGGAAUCAUUCUGUUUUUCCUUCGAGAAGGAUUGCUCGAACCACGGAACCGGCCGACUUGGGAAAUCGAUCGAUCCACCCUGCAAUCAUUAAAGUGAAAUUUCUGCAUCGAGGCAACGGCCAUGUCCGAUCGUCGUGAUGUCAGUUAGACGUUUCGGCGAUUUCACUACCUUAUACCGUGGGGUAUCCACAGCCCGGAAGGCUGAAGUCCAACUUUUGGUGCCUACAGGGUAUUGACACCCAAAGGAUCCUUGUCUUUCUUGCCUAUCUUGCCACCCUCUGAAUGGGGCCCAAGUUACGCUGGCGAGACAUUUCAAUUACAACUCAAAGAAGCGAGAAAAAAAA
Aspergillus pseudonomiae is the source of this 1129-nucleotide messenger RNA. RefSeq lists its product as uncharacterized. The annotation marks the transcript as partial. The record is from RefSeq and is a predicted model, not a curated record. The transcript has a single exon. Lineage: Eukaryota; Fungi; Ascomycota; Eurotiomycetes; Eurotiales; Aspergillaceae.